Acipenser ruthenus (sterlet) is the source of this 1731-nucleotide messenger RNA. It is a transcript of the gene tial1, whose product is annotated as TIA1 cytotoxic granule-associated RNA binding protein-like 1. Gene Ontology annotation, cellular component: cytosol. Bases 152 to 1516 code for a protein of 454 amino acids. Gene Ontology annotation, molecular function: mRNA binding; DNA binding. The record is from RefSeq and is a predicted model, not a curated record. NCBI's taxonomy places the organism in Eukaryota, Metazoa, Chordata, Actinopteri, Acipenseriformes, Acipenseridae. The transcript has 13 exons.
UCCCAUUUUUUUUUUAUCAACGGUAACCCAAGAAUUGCCAACUCGUGACAAAAUAACUGAUACAUUUUUAGACUAUUUUACACCUAAAAACGUUAACAUUUUUAUUUGGUGACUUGUCAUACGUUUCCGUUCCUAGUUUGUGGCCUAGAGAAUGGCAAUGCGCAUGUGCAGCCCUGGGUUUCCUGACUCGCCGGUUUCCGCCAUUUUCUAUCUUUUACCAGAGAAAGAAAUUCAGCGGAGUCAGUUUGUACAGCACCAAAAUACGCAGGGGUUGCACAGUAAUAACAGGCCGAUAUCCCAGAACAUGGAUGACGACAGCUACCCCAAGACCCUCUAUGUAGGUAACCUGUCCAGAGACGUGACAGAAGUCUUAAUCCUUCAGUUAUUUAGUCAGAUUGGACCAUGCAAGAGCUGUAAAAUGAUUACAGAGCAACCAGAUAGCAGAAGGGUCAACGCUUCUGUUGGAUUUUCUGUUUUGCAGCAAACAAGUAAUGAUCCCUAUUGCUUUGUGGAGUUCUACGAACACAGGGAUGCUGCUGCUGCACUGGCAGCAAUGAAUGGCAGGAAGAUAAUGGGAAAGGAGGUCAAGGUAAAUUGGGCAACAACUCCAAGUAGCCAGAAGAAAGACACAUCCAAUCACUUCCAUGUCUUUGUGGGAGAUUUGAGCCCAGAGAUAACUACAGAAGAUAUCAAAGCUGCUUUUGCUCCCUUUGGUAAAAUCUCGGAUGCUCGUGUUGUGAAGGACAUGACAACAGGGAAAUCAAAGGGCUAUGGAUUUGUGUCUUUCUACAACAAACUGGAUGCAGAAAAUGCAAUUGUACACAUGGGUGGACAGUGGUUAGGAGGUCGACAGAUUCGGACUAACUGGGCCACUCGCAAGCCACCCGCACCAAAGAAUGUCCAAGAAAACAGCUCUAAGCAAUUGAGAUUUGAAGAUGUUGUGAAUCAGUCGAGCCCCCAGAAUUGCACUGUCUACUGUGGAGGCAUUCAGUCAGGAUUAACAGAGCAAUUAAUGCGUCAGACUUUCUCACCAUUUGGACAGAUAAUGGAAAUCCGAGUUUUCCCCGAAAAAGGGUAUUCAUUUAUCAGGUUUUCCUCACAUGAAAGUGCAGCCCAUGCCAUUGUUUCAGUUAACGGGACUAGCAUUGAAGGCCACGUUGUUAAGUGUUAUUGGGGUAAAGAGUCACCCGACAUGGCAAAAAACUUUCCACAGAUGGAGUAUGGCCAGUGGGGGCAGUGGAGUCAGAUGUAUGGAAACCCACAGCAGUAUGGACAGUACAUGGCUAAUGGCUGGCAGAUGCAAUCUUAUGGCAUGUAUGGCCAGGCAUGGAAUCAGCAAGGCUUUGGUGUUGAGGACUCGCUGUUGGCGGCGGCGGCAGCCCAGAACAUAUCAAGGCAGUCUCAAUCCCCAGCCUGGGUGGGAGGUUUCGGGGCUCAGCCGGCUCAAGGACAGGGGGCCCCUGCUGUAAUACCAAACCAAGCGGGCUUUGGAAUGGCAGGUUAUCAGACACAGUGAGCGGGGACUCGCCACAAAUAUACUUGUUAAAAUAAAAUUAAAAUAAAUGCAACCUUUAAUUUGAGAAUGUAAAGAGACGAGCAUGUCUACACCUGGAAAGAAGUAGAAUAUUUAUUUUAAAUCUGAAAGAUUUGAAACUAGCACAGCUUCGCUUUUGGUGGAGGAAACCAAUGUCUCGAUUUUGUUUUGUGUUGUGUUUUUUUUUUUUUUUUAAA